AUGACAGUAUUGUCCUUCUUUUUUUUUUACUUUUUCUUUUUUAUAUUACCAUUGCUUUGUUUUUUUUUUUUUUUUUUCGUUUUCUUCAUUCCUUACAUGACAUAUUUUUUCUUUUUUCUUUUUUUUUUUUUUUUUUCUUAUUUUUAUUUCUUUUAUUUUUUUUUCUUUUUCUUCAUUCCUUUUUUGACAGUAUUUCCUUCUUUUUUCUUUUUCUUUUUUUUUUUUUUUUUUCUUUGUUUCUUUUAUUUUUGUUUCGUUUCUUCAUUCCUUAAAUUUUUUGUCUUCUUUUUUUUUUUUUCUUUUUUUUUUUUUAUAUUACCAUUGCUUUCUUUUCUUUUAUUUUUGUUUCUAUUGUCCUUUUUUUUUUUUUUUUUCUUUUUUAUAUUACCAUUGCUUUUUUUUCUUUUUAUUUUUGUUUCGUUUUCUUCAUUCCUUUAUGACAGUAUUGUCCUUCUUUUUUUUCUUUUUUUUUUUUUUUUUAUAUUACCAUUUGCUUUUGUUUCUUUUUUUUUUUUUUUUCUUCAUUCCUUUCAUUUCAUAUUGUCCUUUUUUUUCUUUGACUUUUUUUUUUUUAUUACCAUUGCUUUGUUUCUUUUUUUUUUUUUUUUUUUUCUUCAUUUUUUCAUGACAUUAUUGUUUUCUUUUUUUUCUUUGACUUUUUUCUUUUUUAUAUUACCAUUUAUUUACCUUUUUUUUUCUUUUUUUUUUUUAUAUUACCAUUGCUUUCUUUCUUUUUUUUGUUUCGUUUUCUUCAUUCCUUAUGACAGUAUUGUCCUUCUUUUUUCUUUGACUUUUUUUUUUUUUUAUUACCAUUGCUUUCUUUCUUUUUUUUGUUUGUUUUCUUCAUUUUACAUGACAGUAUUGUCCUUCUUUUUUUUUCAUUUUUUUUUUUUAUAUUACCAUUUCUUUCUUUCUUUUUUUUUUUUUCUUUUUCUUCUUUUUUUAUAUUUUUUUUUUCUUUUUUUCUUCUUUUUUCUUUUUCUUUUUUUUUUUAUUAUUUUUUUCUUUUUUUCUUUUUUUUUUGUUAUUUUUUUUUUAAUUUUUAUUUUUUUUUUUUUUUUCUUUUUUCUUUUUUUUUCUUUUAUUUUUGUUUCAUUUUUCUUCAUUCCUUACAUUUUUAUUUUCCUUUUUUUUUUAAACUUUUUUUUUUAUUACCAUUGCUUUCUUUUCUUUAUUUUUUUUUUUUUUUUUUUUUCAUUUUUUUUUUUCUUUUUUUUUUUUUUUUUACCAUUUUUUUUUUUUUUUGUUUCGUUUUCUUUUUUUUUUGACAUUAUUGUCCUUCUUUUUUUUUUUUUUUUUUUUUUUAUUACCAUUGCUUUUUUUUUAUUUUUGUUUCUUUUUUUUCAUUCCUUUAUUUUAUUAUUGUCCUUCUUUUUUUCUUUUACUUUUUUUUUUUAUAUUACCAUUGCUUUUUUUUUUUUUUUUUUUUUCGUUUUCUUUUUUAGAAAUACAAAUUUUUUUCUUUUAUUUUUUUUUCGUUUUUUAUUUUUUUACAUGACAUAUUGUCUUCUUUUUUUUUUUUUUAUUUUUCUUUUUAUAUUACCAUUAUUUUCUUUCUUUUUUUUUGUUUUUUUUUUCUUCAUUCCUUACAUGACAGUAUUGUCCUUUCUUUUUUUCUUUUUUUUUUCUUUUUAUAUUACCAUUCUUUUGUUUUUUUUUUAUUUUUGUUUCAUUUUUCUUCAUUCCUUACAUCUUUUUAUUUUCCUUCUUUUUUCUUUACUUUUUCUUUUUAUAUUACCAUUGCUUUUUUUUUUAUUUUUUUUUUUUUUUCAUUCCUUUUUCUUUGACAGUAUUGUCCUUCUUUUUUUCUUUUCUUUUUUCUUUUUUAUUACUUUUGCUUUCUUUCUUUUAUUUUUUGUUUUUUUUUCUUCAUUCCCUUACAUGACAGUAUUUCCUUUUUUUUUUUUGACUUUUCUUUUUAUUUUCAGAAUUUGCUUUCUUUCUUUUAUUUUGUUUUUAUCUAAACAUGACAUUUCGUUUUUUUCAUUCCUGACAUUUUUCCAAAUCUUUUUUUUUUACUUUUUUUUUAUUACCAUUGCUUUCUUUUCUUUAUUUUUGUUUCGUUUCUUCAUUAGCCAAACAGUAUUUCCUUUUUUUUUCUUUACUUUUUUUUUUUUUAUAUUACCAUUGCAUUCUUUCUUUUAUUUUUGUUUCGUUUUCUUCAUUCCUAACGUCGGUACUGUCCUUCUUUUUUUCUUUUCUUUUUCUUUUUAUAUUACCAUUUUUUGUUUCUUUUAUUUUUGUUUCGUUUUCUUCAUUCCUUUGACAGUAUUGUCCUUCUUUUUCUUUUUUUUUCUUUUUAUAUUACCAUUGCUUUCUUAUUUUAUUUUUUUCGUUUUCUUCAAUUUACAUGCCUGUAUUCUCUUUUUUUUUUCUUUUGACUUUUUUUCUUUUUAUAUUACCAUUGAUUUUGUUUCGUUUUUCUUUUUAUUUUUUGUUUCUAUUGUCCUUUUUUUUUCUUUUACUUUUUUUUCUUUUUUAUAUUACCAUUGUUCCCUUUCUUUUAUUUUUGUUUCGUUUUGUUUUCUUCAUUUCCUUCUUUUAUUUGACAGUAUUGUCUUUCUUUUUUUUUUUUUAUUUUUCUUUUAUACAGUGUUGUCCCCUUCUUUUUUUCUUUCUUUUUCUUUUUAUUUUUUGUUUCUUUGUUUUGUUUCAUUUUCUUCAUUCAUGACAGUAUUGUCCUUCUUUUUUCUUUUACUUUUUUUUUUAUUCUACCAUUGCUUUCUUUCUUUUAUUUUGUUUCGUUUUCUUCAUUCCUUACAUGACAAUGUUGUCCUUCUUUUUUUUUUGAUUUUUUCUUUUUAUAUUACCAUUGCUUUUUUUUUUUAUUUUUGUUUGCUUUCUUCAUUCUUUAUAUCACUGUAUUGUCUUUCUUGUUUUCUUUUACUUUUUCUUUUUAUAUUACCAUUGCUUUCUUUCUUUUAUUUUUGUUUCGUUUUCUUCAUUCCUUACAUGACAGUAUUGUCCUUCUUUUUUCUUUGA
This is a messenger RNA of Acanthosepion pharaonis, 2982 nucleotides long. Lineage: Eukaryota; Metazoa; Mollusca; Cephalopoda; Sepiida; Sepiidae. The record is from the annotation of a GenBank genome assembly.